Messenger RNA from Protobothrops mucrosquamatus (brown spotted pit viper), 631 nucleotides. RefSeq names its product boophilin-G2-like. The record is from RefSeq and is a predicted model, not a curated record. Lineage: Eukaryota; Metazoa; Chordata; Lepidosauria; Squamata; Viperidae. The transcript has 4 exons. The annotation marks the transcript as partial. Gene Ontology annotation, molecular function: serine-type endopeptidase inhibitor activity.
AUGUACUCAUGGUCCCUACAUAUCUGCUCAUUGUUCAAACCAUAUGAAUGUCCAGCUGCAUUUCCUACAAUGCAGCAAUCCCAAUCUUUCCGGCUCUGUGGACCAAAAUGUUUCAUUCAACCACAAGUAGGAAGGUGCACGACUCCUGCUGGUCGCUUUUAUUUCGACACAAUAACUGGGAAGUGUACGUUGUUUGUUUAUAGUGGAUGCGGAGGGAAUGAAAACAACUUCUUAACUUCGGAGGAAUGCCUACAAGAAUGCAAACCUACUGGUGUAUAUCCUCGGAAAUGUAAAUGGACCCCUGGAAAAGGGAAGUGUAACUCUCCUUCUAUUCGCUAUUUUUUCAGCCCAGCACACGCUAUAUGUAUAAUGUUCACUUAUACUGGAUGUGGAGGGAAUGACAAUAACUUCUUAACUUUGCACGAAUGCAUAAAACAAUGCAAAAGAUUUGGUGACCCUCAAAAGGAAUGUUUUCAUCCUGUAGAAGUAGGACGGUGCAAAGCUUCAUUUCAUCGUUUUUAUUUUAACACAAGAACUAAGAACUGUGAGGAAUUCAUUUAUGGUGGAUGUGGAGGAAAUGAAAACAACUUUGUAAAUUGGAUCACAUGCAGAGCUAUGUGUCAAAAUUCAG